Poecilia reticulata (guppy) is the source of this 3629-nucleotide messenger RNA. The record is from RefSeq and is a predicted model, not a curated record. Lineage: Eukaryota; Metazoa; Chordata; Actinopteri; Cyprinodontiformes; Poeciliidae.
CCUACAGAAGGAACUCCUGAUUGACUUGAACUCCCUUCCUGUCCCUCCGGGGGGAGUGUCCUCUUUCUCCUCAUAUAAAAUGCAGCCCGCCUGUCAGCCACAGAGCAUGCAUGCACAGACACGGCGAGCACUGACACAAAGGAGAGCGAGGAGGCAGGCAGGAUCUCCGGAUUACGCGACAGCAACGUUUUCCUUUUGGGUUUAUGUGGACUGAAAAGUCCACAUAAUUUAGUAUGAGUUUGACAGACUUUCUGGAUUAACCGGACUCCCUUGCAGAGCGCAAGUUUUCUGUCAGUUUUGUCCUGGACUGAUUGCGCACAAAAGGCAACGAUGGAGGUGCGCGUCCCGGGUUGGUGCGUCCUGUUACUCCUCAUCCUGCACUCAACGCGCUGCAAGGCGGCCAAGGAGCUCCAGUGCCAGGAGAUAUCCGUCCCUCUGUGCAAAGGAAUCGGGUACAACUUCACCUACAUGCCCAACCAGUUCAACCACGACACCCAGGACGAAGCCGGGCUGGAGGUGCACCAGUUCUGGCCGCUGGUGGAGAUAAAGUGCUCCCCGGACCUGCGCUUCUUCCUCUGCAGCAUGUACACGCCGAUCUGUCUGGAGGACUAUAAGAAGCCGCUGCCGCCGUGCAGGAGCGUGUGUGAGCGGGCCAAGGCUGGCUGCGCGCCGCUCAUGAGCCAGUACGGCUUCCCAUGGCCGGACCGGAUGAGGUGCGACCUGCUGCCCGAGCAGGGCAACCAGGACACCCUGUGCAUGGACUACAACCGGAGCCAGACCACCACCGCAUCUCCCGUGCUGGCCAAGCCGACCAACCGGCCGCUGAAGCCGUACAACAAGAAGAAGAGCGGCUACGGCCGAGGCUUCCCCGGGAAACACAAACCUGCCGCGUCUCCCUGCGAGACGGGCUGCUUCUGCCGCGCGCCCAUGGUGCCCGUGACCGCGGAGGGCCACCCGCUGCACAACCGCGUCAAGACCGGACAGAUCACCAAUUGCGCCAUGCCGUGCCACAACCCUUACUUCACCCAGGAGGAGCGGACUUUCACGGCGUUCUGGAUCGGAUUGUGGUCCGUCCUCUGCUUCAUCUCAACUUUUGCAACAGUGGCAACUUUCCUCAUAGACAUGGAGAGGUUCAAGUACCCGGAGCGACCCAUCAUCUUCCUCUCUGCCUGCUACAUGUUCGUGUCGGUGGGAUAUAUCGUCAGGCUGAUCGCCGGACAUGAGGAAGUGGCUUGCAGCAGGGAGAGCGGCGCAGAGCACAUCCACUAUGAGACCACGGGUCCUGCGCUCUGCACCAUCGUCUUCCUGCUCAUCUACUUCUUCGGCAUGGCCAGCUCCAUCUGGUGGGUGAUUCUGUCCCUCACCUGGUUCCUGGCGGCAGGUAUGAAGUGGGGGAACGAGGCGAUCGCCAGCUACUCUCAGUACUUCCACCUGGCCGCCUGGCUCAUCCCCAGCCUGAAGUCCAUAACGGUUCUGGCGCUCAGCUCGGUGGACGGGGACUCUGUGGCUGGGAUCUGCUACGUGGGGAACCAGAACCUGGAUAACCUGCGGGGGUUUGUGCUUGCCCCGCUGGUCAUCUACCUCUUCAUCGGCACCAUGUUCCUCCUGGCCGGGUUCGUCUCCCUUUUCCGCAUCCGGAGCGUUAUAAAGCAAGGCGGCACCAAGACUGACAAACUGGAGCGCCUUAUGAUCCGGAUUGGCGUUUUCACGGUUCUUUACACAUUCCCGGCCACCGUCAUAGUGGCAUGCUACUUUUACGAGCAGCACAACAGGCAGACGUGGGAGAUUACGCAUAACUGUACGUGCGUAACGGACCGCAGCAGGCAGAGGCCGGACUAUGCCGUGUUCAUGCUGAAGUACUUCAUGUGUCUCCUGGUGGGGAUCACCUCAGGGGCCUGGAUCUGGUCAGGGAAGACCCUGGAGUCCUGGCGGACUUUUUGCACGCGCUGCUGCUGGGGGAGCAAAGCGUCAGCGGGAUCCAUGUACAGCGACGUGAGUACCGGACUGACCUGGAGAUCCGGGACGGCCAGCUCAGUGUCCUGCCCCAAACAAAUGCCUCUGUCCCGGGUCUGAGCGCGGCUGCUGAGGGUGCCCUAAAACUGUAAAAAGCCGCUCUUUGGAAUAUUUUUUAUUAGAUAAAUUAUUAAAAACUGAGACUCCAAGAUGACGGAUUGGCCCUUAUGUUAUUAAAAAGUUCUGAGACCAGUUUGAACACGUGCUCCUUUGCCUUAUCCAAAUGACGUACGGGUUUAACUUUGGGGGCGGGGCUCUGACUAAUUGUGUCGGAUUGUCCAUCAGCGUGUUGUAAUUAGCACAUUAAUGAGCGCCUAAUGGCUUCUCUUUAAAUAAUGAGCCUGUCAGCAGCAGCAGAACAAUGUACCUGCCCUGAAGAAUGCAGAGUCUUAUCUGGGAUUAAAUGAAUGCAUACAUCCGGAGCCGGCCAGAGGCAUAAGCAGACUAAGCAGGGGGGUAAAGUAUUAACUUCUUUUUUUUUUUUAAUGCUCUUACUGUUUAUAAAUCAUGACCUUUAAAUGUUUCUGAAAUUUAACAGUUCAAUUUGGGUUGGGUAAGUUGUCACAUCUUCAGUUGGCUGAUUUUAUGUUAAUAGUCGUAAUUUAAAAGUCUGCUUAGACUCAUACAAUCACUCUACCUCUGCAUGCAGCUGAUGGCAUUAAUGUGCAGGACUGAUCCAUGUCUGUAUGAGAUCCUUCAGCUCUGCUGAAUGACUUUUCUGUUUUCAUUUCUCUUUGCAUUUUGCGUUAAAUACAGCCGUUUUAACAGUUAACUGAGCCAGCAGUUAAUUACAUUCAUCUUACUUAUUAUAUAUUGUACCAGGCUGCAAAGACCGAAUCAAAAAUCUUAUCAGAUAAAAACCUAACUUAUCAGAUUUGGAUAAAGUAAAAUAAGAAUCUAUACAGACACUUGAUUGGUAAAAAUCAUCGAUCAGCCUUGAGUGUUUUUAGGUUUUCUUUUUCUCAGAGUGCCAGUCAGACCAGUUCAUCAGCAGUCUUGGAAACAAUAUAAUUUAAUAAUGUUCUGCAUUAAUUCUCCAUUGUGCAAGUGAAAUGGUUAAAUGUGCAUUUACCAAGCUGCUCAGUAAGACAUGUAGAUGAAAACAUUAGCUGCUCUUUCUGAUUUAGUCACUGGCCACAAUGACAAAACGAGACAUUAUUUCUCUCACUAACUCACUUUCUCUCCGACAGUCAGCAGAAAUCUUUAACUUGACUUGAAACUAUGACAGCUACCAAAACUUUCUAGCUGUAAAGGUUUUCUUUAAGCUGCCACAUUUGUCGACGCGUCCACUAUUGGUUAUUCCUCAGGCCGGCCCUGGCUGUGUGUUAUACCUGGGGCUCUUCUUCUUCCUACUGUGAAGAACCGCUGUGUCUUAAACAUCCAGAAUGAGAGCGCUGCGCUUGAAGCAGCCCCAAGCCGAGAUCUCGCUCUCCAUCCAUUCAAUGCCUUAAAACUGCCUCAUACGGGUUGCAUCAGCUCGUAUAGAGUGUAUUUAUAUAAUUAUUGCUGUACAUACUUUGUAUAUUUGUAUAUGUAAUUUCACAAGACUGUAAAUAUGUAUAAUUCCCACUUUGAUAGAAAACUUUAUUUUGAAAAUAAAAAGGAUUUUAAUGGAU